CGUAGAUAUCACUAUCUUCUAUUCUUACAAUGAUCACAGAACGAAUGAAACGUCUCUCAGAUACACGGUGGUGAACGCUUGCACUGAUACGUGCAUUCGAUAUCUCAGGAUUAUUCUGUAGUCUGAAUUGAAGAUGCUGGUUUUCCGUUUGGGACGAAUUCAAACUUUUUAGAGAAAGUUUUUGGAAAAGUUUAAUGAAAACUUUUUGUUCCAGAAGCAUCGAAAAAUUUAAUUCUCCGGAAAGAGUAGAGGCUUUUCAGACUCGUGCUUUCUGACUUAUUAUCCUCGAGGAGAGAGCGAACUUUGUUGAAGUAAAAAUCUUUCUAAUUAUUUCCAAAUAGUGCAGAAUUCUCCUUAAACUAUUUCAUAUUGGAAAAUCCAGACAGAACUUAGAAUUUUCGACUUGCUCUGAAAUUAGAAUUAGGACUAAUAAGAAUUUGUGUCGUGUUUCACUGUAAAAGGAAUUUUCCCGCAUCAACAGGUAUUCUUCCACAUACACUUAGAAAAAGUUUUGCUUUCCUCUAUUUUUCGUCGGAAUUACUAUGAUGAUCUUUGAAAACGAAAGUAAUUGACGUAGCUGAAAGAUUUUAUAACCUCGGAAAACUUUGGAUAAGAAAAUAGUGUGUUCUUACUUGCUAGCUAAAUCAUCUAGAGAAUUUUUCAGAAAUUUAUGUUUUUCGACCUCACACCACACAAAUAUAAUGGAAAAUUCUACUUCCCUACUUCAACUAAAAAUUUCGUGUAAUGGACAUAGCUUAUGCUAUAAUGAUUGCUUGAUGCUUAUUUUCUAAGAAUAAGACAUAGUAAGACUCGACGUCUCUGAAAAUUAUAUUUCGUCAUUUUGAACUUAAAUUUACAUUUAAUAAAGAAUAUAAGACGAAAACAUUUAAGUACUUCAAAUAAGUUUUGAUUGGAAAUUGAAAUUUUAAAAAGAAAAAGAGAAGGUUUCUCAUUGAUCCAGAAACUUCUACCAGUUGUUCGAGAACUGAUAUAGACUUCGACACGAAAAACCGAACAAUCACUGGCCGAAUUUGAGAAUAACCUCGGGUGAUGUCAAAAAUGACAGCGAAAACGAUGAUAAUCUGGCUUAUCGCCUCAGCAUUAUCGGUGGCCCUUCUUCCCUUCUUGGCGAAUGCUGAUGAAAUUUCCAAAGAUAUCCAAUUUGAUGAUGAAGAUGUUGGCUCGGAGGAGAGCAACGAACUUCAUUUCAACUCCAGGGACCAGGGAUGGUCCGAGUGGAGCGCCUGGAGCUCUUGUUCCAGAAGCUGCAAUGGGGGCGUCUCAUACCAAAUACGGAAGUGCGAGAGGAAAUCGGGAUGUGAGGGUGAGAGCACGAAAUACAAAAUCUGCAACAUGCAGGCAUGCCCUGAUUCACAAGAUUUUCGCGCCGCUCAGUGUUCAGCCUACAAUCCUGUUCCGUACCGCGGUCGCCUGUACGAGUGGCUUCCUUAUCAGGAUCCUGAAGACCCUUGCAGCCUCACCUGCCACGCCAAAAGUUACAGUUUCGUCGCCAAGCUGGCGCCGAGUGUCAAGGAUGGGACUAGGUGCAGGGAAGGAUCUCUGGAUAUGUGCGUUCAAGGAAAAUGUAUGCAAGUGGGAUGCGACCUCCAACUAGGAUCGGAGAAGAAAGUGGACGAGUGCGGCGUGUGCGGGGGCGACGGAUCCAGCUGCCGGCGAUUGGUGUACGUCUGGGGAAAGACGCCCUUCUCCCCGUGCUCCGUCUCUUGCGGUGGAGGUUACCAAAUGUCACGACCUACCUGUUUGAAUAAAGCCAAUGAGAAGGAAGUGGACGAACGCCUUUGUGACAUCGCUGCUAGACCCCUGCCGGAAAUUAAGGAGUGCAACUCUCAUAAAUGCCCACCAGUAUGGGUGACGGAUAGCUGGAGCCCUUGUUCCGCCUCGUGUGGGGGCGGCCGACAAUCUAGGCAGGUUCACUGCGCCCAAAUGGGCUCGGACGGCGUGAGGAUCCCAGUCCUCUCUAACCAAUGUCUGAGACAGAAGCCCUUGACGGAGCGCCCCUGCAAUUUGGUGCCCUGCCCGCAGUGGGUGAGUGGGCCGUGGUCUGGGUGUUCGGUGACCUGCGGCAAAGGGCAGAAGAUUCGCUCCAUAUCGUGCAAAGAUGCGAAGGGGCAGCACAGCGAGGACUGCGACAUGGAGACGAUGCCGGCGACCAAGCAGGAGUGCGACAGCGGCCUCAUCUGCAGCUCGCACGAAGAUACGGGAACUUAUUUCUCGGAUGUUUUCAAAGGAUCUCAAGAAGACGCACCUCCCAGGCAACCCUAUUGGUCUACAUGGCCCAAGAAAAUCUCAGAUGUCUCCAGUGAACCUAGUUACGUAGUUGGUGAGUGGGGUCCUUGCAGCACGACCUGUGGACAAGGAUUUCGUAACAGAACAGUUAACUGCAAAAUAUUCCUCGAAUUUUCUCGCACCAUAGCCACAAUACAUGACUACGAAUGUCCCGGAACAAAGCCAGUUAGCAUCGAAAGCUGCUACCCUCGUCCGUGUUCCUUCGAUCUGAAUAAACCAGAGGAUCGAAAAAAGUAUAACAAAAAUCACGUUGGCAUUGAAGUGACCUACUCAUGGAGAGUUAACGGUUUCACUCCUUGCAGUGCAACUUGCAAAGCAGGAACACAAGAAUCCAUAAUCCAGUGCGUCCGAGAUCAUGAUCAAGCUGUUGUGAAGGCGACCCAGUGCGAUAUCAGCAAGAAACCCGAAGCCAAGACUCAGUUUUGUAACGACCAUCCUUGCCCUCCGAGAUGGAACAUUUCGGAUUUCAGUCCGUGUUCUAAGCCUUGUGGAGGCGGUGAAAUGACUCGAAAAGUGCAGUGUAUCCACGAAGUGCUGAGGGGUCCUGCCAGCACUCUGGUAGUCAGCAACGACAACUGUCCCCAACCACCACCGUUAGAAAAGCAAUUCUGCAAUGUCUUCGAGUGCCCUUCGAGGUGGAAAGUGGAACCCUGGUCAAAGUGUUCCAAAAGUUGCGGUGGUGGUGAAAAAGUCCGGAAGAUCCGAUGCAUGAAAGAGAAGGCUUUUGGUCAGGUAGUUGAAUUAGCACCGUCCCAGUGUCCCAAGCACCGGCCGAAGAUUCAGAAAGUGUGCAAUAGCAAGCCUUGCCCGGUGGGAGGCCAUAUCGUCCCCUCUAACGAAAACUAUGUGCAGCAGUUUCCUACAAAGACGGUCAAUCUCAAAAUCGGCAGCAAAGCGGUGGUGUUCGCUGGAACGAACCUCAAAAUUGGAUGCCCUCGCAAACACAACUCCACAAUGGUUUUGUGGUAUAAAGACAGCGAACAGAUUGAACCCACGAAACGCCUGAAAGUGUCCAUGAAAGGCGCCCUGCGGAUUCGGAAAGCCUCGCUGAAAGACAGCGGCAAAUACACCUGCGUUUCUGGGUUUUCUAAAGAAGAUAUCUUCAUCACUGUGAAGCCUAUGCCGCCUAUACCACCGAUGCCUCCGAAAAUGGACGAAGAGAGAACGGUGGAAAAUAUCCAGCCUACAUUUAUUGGCACGAAAGACAGGACAUCAGAAGAACGAUACAGUCACGAAAAAAGCAGGCCAUAUAAUCCACCUGAUACCAAAAUUCACGAUCGUUAUGGAAAGAAUCGACAAAAUAAAAACAUUAAUAAACCCAAAACAGAUUUUGAUAACAGUAUCGAAGGAACCAUUGAAGACAAUCACCGGCAAUUCCAUUAUAAACCAAGUUUAACAAAUAAUCAAGGGAGUCACCAGGACUUCAAUAACAAAGAGAAAACCUUUUCGACAGAAGAAACAAUUUUCGAAUUCAGCACACUGGGGAGAGUUCCUCUCUACAUACAAGCUCGAAAUACAGCCAAACCACAAACAGUCGAUCCGACUGUCAAGCCAGUGGAUUCAGAUGAACUCGUACCGCACAGCAGAGGUCACGAUUAUGACAAGGAUCGGCAAAAGCUGAAAUCCAAAACCUACGGAGACACAACUUCGGAAGAGAAACUACCCAAUCAGGUCCUUCCUCCGCCCAGGUACGGGGACACCUGGAAGCAGACGUAUGAUGGGGCGCAGAGGGCCAAGAAUAAAUAUAAGGAGAUACAGUUCGACCGCAAUGACCUCGUCUCCGAUCAGGAAGAAUUAAACGUCGGGACUCCUCAUGGAGGCAAAGGAUUUCCAGGACCUGUUGAGUCCGGAGCUGGUAGUAUCCACGGUUCCUCGCACAUCAAGAACCUUCUGAUGAACCUGCCGUCCCUAAGCACAACCAGAGGGGCGUUUAGCGGUCACGAUUCGGAUCUGGACCGAGAAUCGGGAGAUGCCAGCCACGAGGAAGAUUCCUUCUUUCCUAAUCCCACGAGAAUGGUGGCGAACAGUUUCAUCUUGGGCAAAGGCAAAGCUGAAAAUCUGCAGUUCGAGUGGAUUUUAACCGACUGGUCGCCCUGUUCGAAAUCGUGCGGUGCAUCAGGAAUACAAGUGAGAUCUUCCCAGUGUUUUGUGAGGCUCAACAAUGUAUCGAAGCCAGUGGACAGCAGUCUGUGCGAGGAUGCUGGUCUCCCUGCCCCCACAAACGUACAGAGCUGCGGCUAUGAAGACUGUCCUCACUGGGAAACCGCACCGUGGUCUCCAUGCCUAGAGACGCAGUGCUUUACGUGGCACACAUCGUACGAGAAGCGUGCCAUCUUCUGUCGGUCGUCCAACGGGACGGACCUCCCCCUUUCCCUCUGCGACGAGAAGACGCGACCGAGGCGGAAAAGAGAAUGCUACAAUAGCAAGUGCAGGAGCACGUGGAGAGUCGGAGAGUGGUCCGAGUGCACGGCCACCUGCAGUCGCCAAGGCUUCCAGAGCCGAAUUCUACAGUGUGUCUGGUACGGGAGCUCGAGACCUGCCGGCAAUGCCUGCCGUGAUCAACAGCGGCCCAUUGUGAUGCGGCCCUGCAAAGGCCCGCCUUGCCAGUCGAGUGAACGGCAACUGCACUGACCGCUCCAGUUACUGCAGCUUAGCAAAAACCUUACACUUGUGCCGCCUCAGUCGCUACCAUCUCCAAUGUUGUGAAUCGUGCAGAACUCGGGAAAGUAAAGGUUAAAGACUUUUCAAACCUGAAGCGGCCGACUGGACUCAACAACAAAUACAUGUGACUUAUGAAAAUAUAUAUACAUAUAUAUGUAUACAUAUACCAUUUGUGUAUAAAAUUCUUGAUGGAUCCAAAGGAUUUGAUCACCUUAAUUAAUAGGGAAAAAAAGAACGAUUCUGGACUGUUUCAAUGAACAAUUUUCAUCAAGAAAUAGCGAUGUUGAGCAAGGGUUGCCACCGGAUUUUUUACGUAAAUAUGGAAAUUGUUACAUCAUCUCUUCCAUUGAGUGCUUGGGUGUUUUUUACAAGAAUUAUUCCUACGUGGAAAAAAUGUAACUUUUUAUAUAAAUAUUUAGAUUUUAUGGGGAGCGCCUCGUGAUUUCUCUCAAAGGUGUAAAAUUCUAAUUGCAAAAUUCAUAAGCAAAGUCAUUCGAAUAUAGGCUUAAUAUCAGUUUUAAACUUGACAAGUUAACGGAUCUAUUUAAUUAUUGUAAUUAAUGUAAUGACUUUAUUACUUAAAGAUGGUGCUUUAAUGAUCCUGACAGUUUCAUUUCUCUGAUUUUUAAUAAUAUGAAAGAAAACUUUAAUGAACGUUUCGACUCUCUUUCUUUAUAAUAAUUAAAAUAAAAGUCAUCCAUCUAUAUGCUUGAUCAAGAAUGCAUUCUCUACUCCCAAUUAUUGCUUGACAAAUGUAUCUAUCCGGAAUAAAUGCAAAAUUUUAAAGUUAUUAAGUCCAUUUAACAAGUUUUAGAAGUUAACUUUUAAAUUCAGAUGUAUUCACAGAUUAGGAAAAUGUCUGCUAUUUUGAAUUUUCACAUUCACGGUUUGUCUCUGAAAUAAAUUCGCUUGUUGAUGGUGGCAACCCUGGUUCGGUCUUAAAUUCUCCACUUUCUUCAGUUUCCUUACUGAACCUGUUAAUAGUCUAAUUGCUAACAUCAGUGUAAUUGUCUUUGGUAUUAUAAUUGCAAAUGUUAUUGUUGCGACACAAUUUUCACCAAAGAAAACUCACAACUUUAUAAUUUAGCUGUCCUCUCUCCUUUGGAAAAUAAUUUCAUUUAUAGUCCAUAUGAAAUACUAUUCUAUUUUUGAUGUUAUGUUGCAUAAAAUGAUAAAUGGUUGCUGUCGGUUGCACUUAUCAUUUUCUUAUGAAAUUAUGAAUUAAUAUUCUAUGUUCCCUUGCUGAUUUCAGUAGUUUAAGCAGUAAAUAAAUAUAUGAUGAUCGCAUUAUAAUUUUUAAAACAAUUGGAUGGAGAUUAAAAGAAAUUGAAUUAAAAUGGCUGAAGCAUAGAAUACGUAUGAUUCAAUAGAAUAUAUAUAAACUAUAAUGCGACAGCUCUAUCUUUUAUAUCCAUGUAAAAAUAUUAUUUGUAGUUUUAAAAUAGAUUGAAAUUUGUUUUUAUGAUUGAUUUUGAUUUGUUUAAUGGUAAUUAUAGUAGCUGUACUGUUCUUUGUAAAAACCUAAGAAAGGUAGCAAUCGCGAUUAAUUUUUAUUACAUUUAAACUUCAUUUCUCCUAUAAGCAUUAAUUUAUAUUUUAAAAUUCUCAUCAUAAUAACCAAAAAUUAAACUUCCUCGGCUAUCAAAACUUAAAUAUGUGUCAUUUCUGAAAAUUUGAAGCGUAAAAGUGGCUGACGUUCUAGAAAUAAGUAAAGAGCAAUACUAGGAAAUAAUUUUUAUGGACUAUUUUAUUUAACAAAUAAAGUAGUCCAGAAAAUUCAUUCAUAAAAAAAAUAUUUAAUGAGACUCACCCAAUAAAUAAGAUAAACUGAUCAUUUUUUAAUUAUAUGAUUGUAAUUAUAUGAAUUGGCUAAAGUGUAUAUGAAAUCGCUAUUGAAAACAAAUACUAGUUUCUUUUUAAAAUGAAAUUUUUUAUUAUUUUAAAGGUGUCUUUAAAAGUCUUUUUUCCAAACAAUGAAAAUCUUGUCUCUUUUUUAAUUGCUACCUUCCUUUCUUAUGGUUUUUAUUUGUAAUUUUUUACACUAUAUAUAAUAUAUAUUUAAGGAUCAAUGAAUAUUCACGAAAUAAAGUGAAUAGUUUUUUAUUUUAUCAACCUCUAAGCUUACUUUUGUGUUUAUAUAAUGAAAUUAUUUUGUUUUUGCAACAAUCAUGCAAAGGGAACUAACUCAACUCUGAAUCUUUCUUCAAUAAUAAAAGUAAACCGAUUGUGCGUCAAAUGCGCGUGGACGUUAAGAAAAGCGUUAUCGCUUGCCUCCCAGUCAGAUCUGCGACUCAAAAGAAUGAGUAUAUAUUCGUGGCCUCUCAUUAAACACUUUCGUUAAUAGUUUUAAAUUAAUGUGUAUUUUUUAUCUUUUAUGAAUUCAAUAAAUUUAAAUGGUCUUAAAGGAGUCAAAAAUGACAUUUAGCUGUUGUAAUAAAUGAUAUUUUUAAGCUAUUUGAUCUCUUAGAAUUUUCUUCACCACCCUAAUAUCUUAGGCAAUUAAAUUUUUAUUGUUUUGGAUAAAGAACAACCGAUACCAACCACUGAAAAAUUAAAUGCUGCUCAUCACGAAUGGAGCUUGAAAAGACUUCAAAAUAAAAAGAUCCUUUCCCCUUUAAACUUUCCAAGCUCUACUUGCUGAUGAAUAUUAACAUCAACUUGCUGUUUGUGAAUUUUUUUUUCAAAUGAGCUUAUAGUUAAUGACAUACCUCACCACAUGUAUCUGAAACAUACUAUUUAGCAUUCCAUAUGUUACUUUCCAAUAUGAGAGUGUUUCAUAAAAUGUGUAUGGGUUGUAUAAACAUUCCAUUAGUAAUUGUGAACUUUUUUCAUAUUUAAAACUCUUCUCAUAUAAAAGAGAACACUAGACAGGAAAACGAAUGCUUUUAAAUUGCUUCUCUUUUCCAUUUUGAGCUAAGUGUAGAUUUUUUAUGAUUUGUGAAAUGAUUCUUAAAAGUUAAAUGUUGUACUAAAUGCAGACAAUCACAAAAUUACGCAAUCGUUUUGUAAAGGUCAUCUGCUGCCUUUUGAACAAAAAGAAAAAUGAAAGAAAUUGCACACGUUUUACUUUUAGUUGGAUCAACGUAAUUUGGUUUUGAGAUUUCAAAGGGGGAGAAUGUGAUAGUUAAUGUUGGAACAUAUCAAAAAUUCAAGCUUUCGAACUAACUUAUUCAAAGCAAAAUAAGCUGUGUCUUAAAGAAAUAUAGUUCAGUCUGUCAUAUCAUGGCUUAUGAACGAACUAUUCGCUUCUAAUCAAUGUACUUGAUAUAUUUCCGACAUAAUAGGCUUAUUUUAUUAUUUUUAUAUAAUUUUUAUUUUUGGCAGUGUGUACAAUUUACAGAAAACCAUUUAUUAUAAGCAAAUAUAAUAGAAAAAAUAAUGUAAAAUUUUCUUAAUUUCUAAAUGGACAUUAAUCAAUCUAAGAUGCUUUGCACAAAGUAUAAAAAGAUUAAAAUAUAUAUUUAAAAAUUCAAAUCAAUAAUGGUAUUUCCAUCAAUAAAACAUGUUAAUUUAAAUUAUCAGUAUCUCUUAUGGAAAAAAUAACUUUUGUUAUGAGAAAAUUAAAUCAUAUAAUAUGUAUUCCGUUACCCUUCUUUUUUUCUUUUUGUAAAAGAAAGUUUCAAAUGUUUUUCUUAAAAUAAAAGCAUUGUUCUGCUUUUCCACUUUGCAACAUUUUUAAGUAGAAAAAUAAAAUCUGAAAAAGUAAUUUAAAAUUAGCAGUUGCAUAUAAUUAUCCUAUCAUUUGAUAUUUUUAAAUUUACUGAAAACGGCGUAAGAAAUACCUAGUAUAUUCCAAGCAUAGCAAAAAUAUGAAAUUAUUUCUAAAAUAUUAAAAAAAAUCUCUUAAAUUGAUUAUUUUAUUUAAAAUUUAAAACACACACUGCCUUUUUAAAAAUAAAUUUUAAAAAUUAUGUUUUAGCAAACAAACAUGUAAAGAAACCAAAAUUAGUUAUGUUUUUUUAAAUCGCAGCCUCCAAAACAAGAGAUUCAGAGCAGAAUUCUACGAGCGAAGUCUUAAAUCCAAACUAGAAUGAUAUUUUUAAUCCCCGGAUAAUACUGCACAGAUGUUUUAUUGUUUAAAAAAAUUCUUCAGAUUUUAUUUAAGAAGGCAAAUAAAUGACCAAUAGAAUUCCAAAUUUCAUGAAUUUUUAUAAGAGUUUUCCAUAAAUUCACGAUACGAAGCCGAAUUAUGCAUCUUAAAUCCUACCCACAAUGCAUAUGAAAAUAUUUUUAAGAUGGAAUUUGCUUGCUCAUAAACAAUUAAAAUUUUAAAGAAAAUUAUAAAAUAAUCACGAAGUAUGUAACAUUUCCAUCACAAAAAAAAGUAUAUUGUUUGUUUUUAUUUCAUAUUAAUUUUUUUUUUUCUUGCGAAAAACAUGGUGUAAAACUUGUUCAUUUUUAGUUGUAUGUAGGAAUUAUUAUUGUGAUGUGUGCUUUGUAUCAAGAUCAAAUAAAAGUUUCUUGAUGUGUUCU
Molecule: messenger RNA, 9441 nt
Organism: Argiope bruennichi
Lineage: Eukaryota; Metazoa; Arthropoda; Arachnida; Araneae; Araneidae
Product: protein madd-4-like
Exons: 23
Coding region: 1051-4938 (1295 amino acids)
Biological process (GO): extracellular matrix organization
Cellular component (GO): extracellular matrix
Molecular function (GO): metalloendopeptidase activity
Source: RefSeq, a predicted model, not a curated record